Molecule: messenger RNA, 1659 nt
Organism: Temnothorax curvispinosus
Lineage: Eukaryota; Metazoa; Arthropoda; Insecta; Hymenoptera; Formicidae
Gene: BckdhB
Product: 2-oxoisovalerate dehydrogenase subunit beta, mitochondrial
Exons: 8
Coding region: 342-1481 (379 amino acids)
Biological process (GO): response to nutrient; branched-chain amino acid catabolic process
Molecular function (GO): catalytic activity
Source: RefSeq, a predicted model, not a curated record
CUCCAUGUUGUAUGUACAUCGUGAGAAACCAGUUUUCGUUCGCGCGUCUACGAUCAGCAACGCGUCGAUCGUCCGAUCGUUCGAUCACGCCGAUCGCCGAUCACGGGCGUGUGUGCGCGCGCGAGCGCGCACUCUCGCUCGACCUCGACUGGAGGCUCUUUCGAAAUCCCACGUGGGGUCGAGAGAACCUCCGUGGAAUAUCGAUAUUGUGUGCAAAAUAGAGAUAAGACGUAAGACCAUUCGCGACGACCUCUUGGCGAAUGGUUUGCUGCUCGGACGAGCCGAAACGAGAGAGAGAACUAGAUAGAUAGAUAGAUAGAGAGAGGGAGAAAGAGAGAGAAAUGAUGCUCGGCAAGUUGAGCGCGAGACUGCGGCAUACUGGAAAGAAGCUGCUUUUGAGCUGUGGCGAGAUUUCCGCUUAUUCCGCCACUCAUCAGUGCCAUGUCAGAGAGGCGCACUUUACGUAUUUCCCGUGUAAGAAGCCGCGUGAGAUCGUCGGUGAGACACAAAAGCUGAAUAUGUAUCAAGCCAUAAAUCAUGGACUUAGUAUCGCAUUGGAAAACGAUCCACGUUCAGUGGUGUUCGGCGAGGACGUGGCAUUCGGAGGUGUCUUUCGUUGCACGAUGGACUUGAAGAAACGUUUCGGUGCCGAUCGUGUCUUCAACACGCCUCUCUGCGAGCAAGGAAUUGCCGGCUUCGGAAUCGGUUUAGCUAACGCGGGAAUAUCGGCGAUUGCCGAAAUACAAUUUGCGGACUACAUAUUUCCCGCUUUCGAUCAGUUAGUAAACGAAGCGGCCAAGAUGAGGUAUCGAAGCGGCAAUAUGUUUGACUGCGGCAAACUUACGAUUCGUGCGCCUUGCGGAGCCGUCGGGCACGGCGGUCUUUAUCACUCUCAGAGCCCUGAAGCCUAUUUCGCACACACUCCCGGCUUGAAGAUCGUCGUGCCUCGUGGAGCGACGCACGCGAAGGGUCUCCUGCUGAGCUGCAUCGACGAGCCGGAUCCCUGUAUCAUAUUCGAGCCUAAAGUUCUUUAUCGUACAGCGGUCGACGAGGUGCCUAUGGGACAUUACAAAAUCGAAAUCGGCAAGGCCGAGAUUGUAAGAAGCGGUGACGCCGUGACACUCGUGGGCUGGGGCACUCAGGUGCACGUACUGCUGGAGGUGGCCGACCUGGUCCAGAAGAAACUUGGCGCGUCCUGCGAGGUGAUAGACCUCGUCUCCAUUCUACCUUGGGACGCGGAACUCGUGUGCAAGUCGGUGAAGAAAACCGGACGCGUCAUCAUCGCCCACGAAGCGCCGAUGACGAAUGGAUUUGGGGCGGAAAUAGCCGCGACCGUCCAGGCGGAGUGUUUCCUGUACCUGGAAGCGCCGGUUCAAAGGGUCACGGGAUGGGACAGUCCCUUCCCGCACGUCUUCGAGCCGUUUUACCUACCGGACAAGUGGCGUUGCUUCGCAGCUGUCCGAGACGUUCUCGUAUACUGACAAUGAGAUCACGUUAAAGGGUGGCUACAUACACAAUGGCAGCUGCAGUACGUCGCAGUAAAAAAGAGGGAACUCCCCUAAGGGAACCUGUUGAUCACGAAAUGUUCGCUAAUUAGGUUAAAAAUAUUUUUUUACUGUUUUUAUUAUGAAUAAAACGUUUAAAAUUUGUAAGACACGA